This is a messenger RNA of Leptopilina heterotoma, 1638 nucleotides long. Its product is annotated as sperm-associated antigen 6-like. The transcript is spliced from 10 exons. NCBI's taxonomy places the organism in Eukaryota, Metazoa, Arthropoda, Insecta, Hymenoptera, Figitidae. Gene Ontology annotation, molecular function: microtubule binding. The record is from RefSeq and is a predicted model, not a curated record. Gene Ontology annotation, biological process: cilium movement. Gene Ontology annotation, cellular component: microtubule cytoskeleton. The coding region runs from base 157 to 1626 and encodes 489 amino acids.
CUUUGCGCGGUAAAAUUACAAUAGUGCGCAGGCGCAAAUUAAAAUAAUAAAGUGAUUUUUAGGUAUAUGCAGUAAUGAACAAUAAACAUUGAAAGAUUAAAAGGACAACAAAUUUUUUUACAUAAUUGAUUUUAUUAAUGAAGAAAGACAAAAAUAAUGACUGAUCGUAUUUGUAAGCAGGUUUUCGAACAGUAUCAAAAAGCAAGACUGCAAUUCAUUCAGAAUGUCGGCGAUUUAGCAACAAAAUCAUAUAAUGUUGAAUGUUUGGUAAAAAUUGGAGUUUUAGAAAUUGUAUGUCCUUUAAUUAAUGAUAUUGUACCGUCAAUUAGUUAUAAUGCAGUUAUGACUUUGGGACGUUUAGCUGGUCACGAUGAACAUGUUGCACAAUUAAUUUUAAAAAAAGACGUUUUACCAUGGUUAAUGAGAAAUUUUAGAAAACAAAAUAAAUUUUACAAAAAGGCUGCCCUCUUUCUUCUGCGUUCGAUAGCGAAACAUUCACCUGAAUUAUCAGCAAUUGUCAUUAGUGAAGAUGGAUUAAAUCCAAUAAUGUGUGGAUUGGAGGAUUUUGAUACGGGCGUUAAAGAAGCGGCUGCUUGGGCUGUUGGCUAUUUAGCAAGACACAAUAAAACAUUAGCUCACACUGUUGUCGACGCUGGUGCAGUUCCACUAUUGGUUCUUUGUUUACAAGAUCCAGAUGUAUGUCUUAAACAAAUAAGUGCAUCUGCCCUGUCGGACAUUGGUAAACACACAAUGGAAUUGGCUCAAUCAAUUAUUGAUUCGGAUACAAUUACCAUACUGGUCAAAGCCUUCACAAUACCUGAUGCAAAAUUAAAGCGUCAAAUUCUCACUGUACUGGGAAAUAUUGCCAAACACAGUGUUGAAUAUUCCGAACUUGUCGUAGAGGCGGAAGUGUUUCCAAGUUGUUUAAUUCACAUGACACAUCCGGACGAGAAUGUCGCAAAAGCGGCUGCAACACUAACAAGAGAAGUUUGCAAGCAUACCUUUGAGUUAUCAAAAAUGAUUGUAAAUUCUGGUGGAAUUGCGGCUUUAAUAGAAUUAAUUGGCAGAACUAAAUCGGCAAGAGUGCCGGGAAUAAUGGCACUUGGUUACAUUGCUGGUCACUCAGAUCAAUUAGCAUUGGCCAUUAUUGAUUCACAAGGAAUUAUACAAUUGGCAAGUGUCUUGAGAGAAAAUGCUGAUGAUCAAGUCACGGCUGUGACAAUUUGGACCAUUGGACAAAUCGGAAAGCACUCGUCUUAUCAUUCACAAGUAGUAGCCGAGGCUUUAAUUUUUCAAAAAUUACUCUCGAUUUACACAGAUUUAAAAUCGUCGGAAGACUUAAAAACAAAAUGUCAAAUGACAUUGAAGCAAGUUCUAAAAAAUUGCACGUACAUCGAGGCUUUAAAUUCUUUACUCAAAGACGCACCGCCGGAGAUUAUCAAAUACGUUCUUGAACAAUUUAGCAAGAUACUUCCAAAUGACACGAGCGCUCGUCGAUUAUUCGUGACAUCAGGGGGAUUGAAAAAAGUACAAGAAAUUCGAGCAGAGCCUAAUUCCACCCUUUCUGAGUGCAUCACAAUAAUUAACAGUUGCUAUCCAGAAGAACUUGUCAAGUAUUUUUCCUAGAAAGCAUUUAAA